Molecule: messenger RNA, 1085 nt
Organism: Cercospora beticola
Lineage: Eukaryota; Fungi; Ascomycota; Dothideomycetes; Mycosphaerellales; Mycosphaerellaceae
Product: BTB/POZ domain-containing protein
Source: RefSeq, a predicted model, not a curated record
GUGAGACUGUACAGCAAAGCGCAAUGUUCCAGACAAUGUCCAAGAUGGCAUAUAGGUCUGCUUGGCGACAGCGCCGAAAUACUAACAGCCAGCAUGUCGGAGCAACCGCUGCACGACUUGAUCGACCGACUCCAGCUUGACGAGUUCAUUACCAUCAAAGUCGGUCCUCCGCAUGGCGAGAACAUCACUGUAAAAAUCCAGCAAAGCCUCCUCGAAGCUGUAUCAGAAUGGUUCAGCAGAGCUCUCUAUGAGGAAAGAUGGUUGGAGGGACAGACAAGCACGGCCUCCUUUCCACAAGAUGAUCCGUCGAUCUGGAGUAUUUUCAUUCACUGGAUCUUCCACCGCACACUUCCUCCUAGCCUGCAGAACUGGCGCACUAUCGCCUGUUGCUGGAUUCUUGGAGACAAAUAUCUCAUCCCCAGUUUCCAGGAUUACUGCAUGGCCCGCAUACUGCUUCUUCUCAAGACACGCGAUGGAUCUGCACCCAUUGCUGAAGACCUACCUGCGACCAAGACACUCAUACUCAAUAUACCACCACACUGCAUUUUGAUGCGACUGUUGGGCGAAGAAGUGGCACUCGCUGUGUUCGAAGGACAUCUUGCCAUGCAUGAUCUCACAUGUUUCGAUGGUACUGAUGGAUUUUGGACGCGGUUUUUGAAGGCACACUCCAAGAUUGAGGGAACGGAUGAGCGCGGUGUCACGCGUGUUCAGCUGGUUGGCUAUCACUCUGUCGCCGCUCGCUUGAGAGAGUACAUGGUCGCGAGGUGAUCUGCAUUCUGACCUCCAGACCAUCGAGGUUCUACUUCUACAAAGCUUUUGUAUUACGGCCCUCCUGUGCUGAUGAUCGCUCUAUUGGCUUCGCAUUGUCGCACGCCUUUACAUCAUGCGUUGCGUGGACUUUCAACCUAGAGAGUCGCAAGCUUGGAGCCUCUGAGCUCAUCGGCUCUGUCUGUACUCGCACCUUGUCGUUGCACGAUCUGAUGCCGUCAAAUUGCAUCAAAUUGGGAAAAUGAAGGCGAAUCAAAUACGGCUCUUCCUUCAAUCCGGUCACCCAACCCUUCUUCAUCAGUUGCAUAUCGACUUCA